CCGGAUCAUAGAUUCCCCUCGUUCCAGACAUUGGAUACUAUUGUGUCCAAUCAAAACGCUCAAUUUCAUAUGAAGCUGAUUUUCAACCAAUCAAAAUUGUUUCACCGCAGGAUCGCCCCCAAGGAAAAGUGGCCAAACAAGACGAAGAUGACGUGCCACUCCAACUUUUCCGCCCGUCCGCCGAGCCAUGGUUCUGUUCGGCGAUUACAACGUGGACCUUGAGCCCGUGUACUGCAGCGACACGUCGGUGGUCGUCAAAGCCGUCGACCGCCUCCUGCCCAAACGCGUAUACGACAAAGGAGUUCGGCGGAAGAAGACAGGCAUGAAUGCCAAGGAAUUCUUCUCCGCCAUGGAGAUCCUGGUGCUGGCAAGUUCGGAGCUCCCGCCCUUCAUGCGCAACACAAAGGGACCGCAGCGACUCACGUGGGGCGAACAGUUCGACAUUCUCACAAAAGACUGUGACGCCAUCUCUUCCGAUGCCUUUACCAAGUACUGCGACGAGACCCUCGGUCCGCUCACUGUCGCGAUCAAGUUUAUGAGUGAACAGACCGCGCACGACAAGGAAGUUCGCUUGCGCCAGGUUGCCAACAUCUCCGUGCUGCCAAUGCUGCCCAGCGGCGUAUCGAGUAUUCGAACCGCAUCUGGAUCUUCUUCCUUCCUUCGCAACGACAAGACACCCAUCGACUUGGCGUUGUAUCCCUAUGCGAUCGUCAUGCCGUUCGCGCAAAUGACACUGGCAGAUCUCGUGUCGACCGAGACCAUGGCGGCAAAAGUGCGUUACCUCGGCGAGCUUGCCGAAGCACUCAGUGCAUUCCACAAGGAGCACAUGGUCCAUGGCGAUGUUACGUCGUUCGACGCGGUGUUUGUGCACGACAAGCUGUACGUGAUCGACGGCGACGCGUCGGCAGUCAUCGGCCGCGACCAUCUCGGCUUCAAGUUUUCGAGUGUCUUGCCACCAGAAAUGUUUUACGAGCUCAACCAGAAUGAGGCAGACGCGAUCAUGGCGUACUGGGACGACCGAGACGACGCCCAUCGAUCGCGCGUCGUGACGCGAACGGCAUCGGUCGCGGUGAAGGCGUGGUGUCCAACGAAAGGCACGAACGGGUUGCCGUAUUCGCCCGUGCGUGCAUCGCAGAAGGCAGACUCGUGGGCGUUUGGUUGUCUGAUGUUCAAAGUCCUCACGGACGAAGAUUUGGUGCCCGUGACAAUUCGCGGCACUGUCCACCCCGACCACGUCCAACGUGCAGCCUCUUGGACUGCCGACGCCAUCCGCGACCGUGUCUCGAAUCGCGUGCGUGAGCCCCACGCGGUCGCGUUGCUCGUCGGGCUGCUCGAUCCCGAUCCGGACUUUCGAUUUUCGCUGCAAAAGGUGGUCAAGGACCCCUUCUUCACGGGCGCCGUGUCGCCCACCGACUUGGAGCACCUGCUGCAACGCGCCCUGGACAAUUCGCAUGCGUUAAAGGAAAAGGCAGACGAAGUCUUGGAACAGGCGCGCCGGAACAAUCGCCAACUCCUGGCGACGAUUGCAGAGAUCGAAGCCGCCGUCGUCACGCUGAAGAACACAAUAUUUACAGCCGUCCUCGAAGCCAGUGACGUGCAAGUGCCGUCGUCUUACUUGGUCUUGCCUCAAAAGCUCCGCGUGACUGCCGACGACGUCGAAGCGGCCAGAACGACAACCGACAAUUUCCUGGCGUACUUGACGACCAUGGGCGGCGAAUUCUUGAGCGCGUUGAGCAGCACAUCGGCGACGGCCAAUGUGCUCAAGAAGAUGGCGGGGGGAAGACCCAUGUAUCUGUACCUUGUGGACGAAAUGACGGGCCUGCCCGUGCUGCCGGCCGACAACGACACGGUGUACCCCAUUGAGCUCGUGGCCGACUCGACGCAGUACAUCGAGUUCAUGACGACGUGCAUGCCUGCAAUUCAGAGCAGUUUUCAACUACUUCAGCAGGGGAACAACAUCGCACGGCUCCUGUCGUGGUUUGGUGUCCCCAGCAUCGACAAAGAUAUUGUCGACCUAACGCAAGACGUGAUCAAGAAGAUGACUUGCACGCCAGUGGUGUUUGCCGCGCAGCUAAACGCGCCACCCGGCAUGGAGACGGAGGAAGCAGUGAAAGCGGUGCGGGGCGCAGGUCUUCGCAUGCUGGAUGGAUUCCUCAAAGCCGAAGACCCGAACCAGUGGUUUUGUGGCCUCGCGCGCGGCUCCGACGACGCGACCGGACAAGCGGUUUGGACCACGAUGGCGCGCGUGAAUCAGCUCCAAAGCGGUAUGAGCUUUGCAGAAGUCCAGCGGAUGGCUCUUGCGGAGGAGGCUGCCAAGACCGCGGCGGAUCAAACUACGCUGGACCCGCGGAUCGUCCAAGCCGCAGUGACUCGACCUCUCCUAGAGACUACAGUCGUUGUUGCGCCAAGCUCGUCGCGUCGGGGCAAGAAGGAAGAAGACUGCGAUGCGUUCUUGGAACGGAUGGGGGGCGAUAUCCAAAAGUCGUGCGUCAGUUUGUGUUCGAUCAUGUAAAUUCGUUGUGUCCUGCUCGUGUUGUGGAGGAACUUCAAUCCAGUGGCAAGAUUACAUGGGCGGUGAUCGCGUCCGCCCUUGCCGUUGGUUCCACUCGCAGGCCACCCAAAAGCAGGCGCUUUCCUGUCGUGGAGGUGGGAAGAAUGCCCAUGUGCUUAAGCCAGUAGAGCCGACUGCAACUCAGCGAGAUCUUCGAACCAAGUUCGGUAAUCCCUCAUGCGACGGAGUUCCCCG
Messenger RNA from Aphanomyces invadans, 2746 nucleotides. Its product is annotated as serine/threonine protein kinase. The record is from RefSeq and is a predicted model, not a curated record. The transcript has 4 exons. Gene Ontology annotation, biological process: protein phosphorylation. Bases 188 to 2512 code for a protein of 774 amino acids. Lineage: Eukaryota; Oomycota; Saprolegniomycetes; Saprolegniales; Verrucalvaceae. Gene Ontology annotation, molecular function: protein kinase activity; ATP binding.